Molecule: messenger RNA, 1474 nt
Organism: Lacerta agilis (Sand lizard)
Lineage: Eukaryota; Metazoa; Chordata; Lepidosauria; Squamata; Lacertidae
Gene: MAFF
Product: MAF bZIP transcription factor F
Exons: 3
Coding region: 249-698 (149 amino acids)
Biological process (GO): regulation of epidermal cell differentiation; regulation of transcription by RNA polymerase II
Cellular component (GO): nucleus
Molecular function (GO): RNA polymerase II cis-regulatory region sequence-specific DNA binding; DNA-binding transcription factor activity, RNA polymerase II-specific
Source: RefSeq, a predicted model, not a curated record
AUUCCAGGAAACUCAUAUUACAACUCAGCAGAUCGCAGCGCAGAGCCCAGCUCAGCCCUUCUCCUCGGAAAACAACAACCUCGUUUACAGAAAUAAACAAGGAGAUUUGGGGAGCCGAAUCGGCGAGAAAAACGCGGGGGCUCCCCAAGGAAGGAGAGAAGGGAAGGAGAAGGGCAGCGAACAAAAGGCGGACUCGGGGCGUUCGGGCGAAACUCUUUUCCUGGGGAUCGGUGGGAGUGCGACGUAAAAUGUCAUCUGACAGCUUGUCGAGCAAAGCCCUAAAGAUCAAACGGGAAAUGGGCGAGAACACGCCACACCUUUCCGACGAAGAACUAAUGGGUUUGUCGGUGCGAGAACUGAACCACCACCUGCGGGGCCUGUCCAAGGAGGAGGUGGCGCGGCUGAAGCAGCGCCGGCGCACGCUGAAGAACCGUGGCUACGCGGCCAGCUGCCGGGUCAAGCGGGUGUGUCAGAAGGAGGAGCUGCAGAAGCAGAAGACGGAGCUGGAGAGGGAGGUGGAUAAGCUAGCGAGGGAGAAUGCCGCCAUGCGCCUUGAGCUCGACGCCUUGCGCGGCAAAUACGAGGCGCUGCAGGGCUUUGCCCGCACGGUCACCGCACACGGCACUACUGGCAAGGUGGCCACUGCCAGCGUCAUCACCAUCGUCAAAUCUGGCUCCAACCAGGCCACAUACUCCUAGUGUCCGUAAGCCCGAGUCGCGAACUGAGUCCUGUUGCCAUGCCUCUGCCCAGCUCUCACCUAGAAUGGCUGUAGCUGCACUGGCCCCUCCCCCUUCUUCCACUUUUCUUCUGCCAUCCAAAGGGGACAGAAUCAACUUGAAGACGAAACGGCUGAAUGUUGAACUUCCUCCUCUGUCCCUUAACCUUCAUGAGGAGAGGGUGGGGAAGUGGUGCCCGACUUGCGUAAUUAACUGUUGAUGUUUAUCCGUGGAUUGAAAUGCAGUGGCCAGUUAUCCCCUUUUUCCUCUCCCCCCCCCCCCCGGUUUUAUGUUUGCCAGGUUUUUCUCCUCUUGCCUUUCUGCGUACCCUUGCCCCCAGCUGAUGCAAUGGGGUGGGACUAGAGAGGGCUUCCCUGCUAUAAGCUGGGAACACAGGCUCAGAGAACCUUUCGGUCGCAAGGGUUACAAAAGGGAAAUAACCUUCCUGUGAGAGGGCAAACUAGGUAGAAGCCGCCAUGUUGUCGGUGAGAGCUGCCGCUGCAGGAACCAUCCAGGAUGAAGCAAGGUUCUGGGACCCUUGUCAGCUCAGCUUUCUCAUCCUGGCCCUGUGUUUGUCUGUGUUGUCACUCUGCCUUUCCUCUUCAUUGUAUCUCACAGCCAUACACCCUUUGGCUCAGAUCUCUUCAAUAUGUGGGUGUGGUUUGAACCGGCUGUAGCAAGAGCAGCCCUAAUUAGACCUGGGCCUUUGGUAAGUGGGCAGGCUCAAUAACAAUAAAGAGGGAGCUAAUUGCAGCAAG